AUGCUUGACCAACGUGGGAUCGUAAAGAGACUGCCCGCCUCCCGAGAGUUUGGGAGCGGCUUGCAGCGGACGGAUGGAGGGGUUCAACUGAACAGGGGUGAACCCCACUACCAAACCGCCAAAGCCUCCAAUCUCGAUUUGGUCAUCUUAGCGCCCGAUGGCGUUAUCGUGCGAGGAAACGUUGUCUCCCGUCGCCCGUCACGAGCAUGUGCUGUUAUCGAUAACGCUUAUCAGCGCUUCCCGGCCCAGCGAGGUGGGAGACCAUCAAGGUGCGAGCACUUACAUCACAUUGCGUUCUUGGACCCUGAAGUUCUUGAGGUUAUCCGCAGUGGAUGUGGGGGAAACAUGGGUUUGCGGUCCAGGGCAGACUGGGAUUAUUUAGAGCCUGAUAGGAACCUGGAUGGCCGACUACACAAGACAAAAGCAUUUGGCCAUGGCAUUUCAGCUGAAUCCAAUGCCCAAUAUGAAAAGAUGGUGUGCACCACGCCGACGGACCGAUCCGUCGUGGCGUCCGAGGACAAGUUGGAGUGGGAUGUCGAUGAGGAACGCAGGGCUAAGAGGAAAAUCGACAUGACUGUGUUACCUCUCCUUGUCUUGGGUCUGCUCAUGUUCCAGCUCGACCGUAUGAACCUAGCUUCAGCACUUACAGCCGGCUUCGCGAGGGAUAUCAACGUCAGUCAGGAUACUAUCAAUCUGGGAAACCAGCUCAUGUUCAUGGGCACUGUUGUCUUGGAGAUUCCAUGUAACUUGCUGUUACAAAGGGUGCGUCCGUACAAGCCAACGCUCAAACUUAUUCACCUCCCCUCCCCUCCCGUUACCAGUUCCACCUCCAAAUUUGGCCCCCGAAAAUGGAUCUCCCUACAAGUCCUCCUCUUCGGCACCGUCGCCACGCUCCAAGUCCUCGUCAAGAACCGCGCCGGCUUCCUCGCCAUCCGCCUCAUGCUCGGCCUCGCUGAGGCGGGGUACAUCCCCGGAUCAAUGUACACCCUGUCCAACUGGUACUCGAAACACGAGCUGGCGAAGCGCAUUGCCGUCUUCAUGUUUGGGCAGUUUGGGGGCAACGCCCUGAGUCCACUGCUUGCUUCUGGAAUACUGAAGUUGGCCGGAAAGGGCGGGUUGACGGGUUGGCAGUGGCUUUUCCUAAUUGAGGGCCUGGCGACUCUGGUCGUUGCCAUGAUGCUCAUCUUCCUCCUCCCCGGAUCCCCCGACACGCCGAAACCCCUCGGAAGCCCAGGCCUGAUUCGAUUCUCGACGAGACAGCAGCAGAUCCUCCAACAAAGAAUGCAAAUCGAUGAGCCCGGAAAGAACGAUGGAGUAAACGGUAUCGUAAUCCCCUGGGCCCCCGUCUGGAAGACAGUCAAGCACUACAAGAGAUGGCCGCACUACGUAUCCACCUUUUGCGUCUUUUCGACGUGGUCGCCGCUCACAACAUAUACUCCUUCCAUCAUUAUGGCCCUCGGUUUCGACCGCAUCAGCGCCAACGCCCUGGCCGCGGUCGGCGCGUCUCUCGCCAUGGCCGUCGUCUUCGCCUUUGCCAUGCUGAGUGAUCGGUCUAAUAAGAGAGGAUCGACGGUGCUGUUGGGACAUGUGUGCUAUCUGACCAUACUGGUGGUGGCCCGGACAGUGCAUCCGCACGUCGGGAAGUGGUCGAGGUGGGGUUUGUGGACGGCCAUCAAUGCUUUUGCUGUCUGCUACCACCCGGCGCAUAACACAUGGCUGCAGGUCAAUUGCCGUGACCCGAGAGAGCGCAGCAUUGGAAUUGCCAUUUGGGUGAUGUCUGCCAUCAGUGGUUUAAUGGUAGGAUCUCAAUACUUCAGGGGUAACGAUCUGCCUUUCUACGACAAGGGCCUCUUGACGAUGAUCAUUAUGGUCUCGAUCGGCAUGGCGUUUGCUUUAUUGCAGGAGGCCGUUUAUGUGUUGCAUAACAGGCGCGUGGCGCAAGGCAAACACCGACCCAAGGACGCGGCGUUUGAAUACGAAUGA
This is a messenger RNA of Colletotrichum lupini, 1983 nucleotides long. Its product is annotated as major facilitator superfamily transporter. The record is from RefSeq and is a predicted model, not a curated record. NCBI's taxonomy places the organism in Eukaryota, Fungi, Ascomycota, Sordariomycetes, Glomerellales, Glomerellaceae. Gene Ontology annotation, molecular function: transmembrane transporter activity. Gene Ontology annotation, biological process: transmembrane transport. Bases 1 to 1983 code for a protein of 660 amino acids. The transcript has 11 exons. Gene Ontology annotation, cellular component: membrane.